AUGAAGUCCAUAUGGCUGACAACACUACUGGUGUUACUUGUGUUUGGGACCAACAUCCGAGCAUUCCCCGCGACCCCGACUGCGCCGCCCCCUGAGUCGGGGAGCUUCAGGGUGAAAGACACGACCCUCACGCACCUCACCGUGCACCGCAAGACGGGCGACGUCUUCGUCGGCGCCGUCAACCGCAUCUACAAGCUGUCGGCCAACCUGACCGAGCUCCGCUCGCACAUGACCGGCCCCGUGGAGGACAACGCCAGGUGCUACCCGCCGCCGAGCGUCCGGGCCUGCGCCCACAAGCUGGACCCCACGGACAACAUCAACAAGCUGCUGCUGGUCGACUACUCGGGCAACCGGCUGGUGGCGUGCGGCAGCAUCUGGCAGGGUGUGUGCCAGUUCCUGCGCCUGGAGGACCUCUUCAAGCUGGGCGAGCCGCACCACCGCAAGGAGCACUACCUCUCGGGCGCCCGCGAGGCCGACGGCAUGGCGGGCGUGGUGCUGGGCGACGACGAGGGCCUGCCCGGCGAGAAGGAGAAGGAGAAGAAGAGGAAGAAGGGCGGCAGCCGGCUCUUCAUCGGCGCGGCCAUCGACGGCAAGUCGGAGUACUUCCCCACGCUGUCCAGCCGCAAGCUGGUGGCCGACGAGGAGAGCGACAACAUGUUCAGCCUGGUGUACCAGGACGGCUUCGUCUCGUCGCAGAUCAAGAUCCCCUCGGACACGCUCUCGCUCUACCCGGCCUUCGACAUCUACUACGUCUACGGCUUCGCCAGCCGCACCUACAUCUACUUCCUCACCCUGCAGCUGGACACGCAGCUCACGCAGAUGGACGCCACCGGCGAGAAGUUCUUCACCUCCAAGAUCGUGCGCAUGUGCGCCAACGACACCGAGUUCUACUCCUACGUGGAGUUCCCGCUGGGCUGCACCAAGGACGGCGUCGAGUACCGCCUGGUGCAGUCCGCCUACAAGCACCGGCCGGGCCGCAGGUUGGCCCAGGCGCUGGGCCUGCCGGAGGACGAGGACGUGCUGUUUGUGGUCUUCUCCCAGGGCCAGAAGAACCGAGCCAACCCGCCGCGCGAGACCGUGCUCUGCCUCUUCACCUUGCAUCAGAUAAACCUGGCGAUGAGAGAGCGCAUCAGGUCUUGUUACCGCGGCGAGGGCAAGUUGUCCCUGCCUUGGCUGCUCAACAAGGAGCUGCCCUGUAUCAAUACGCCCAAGCAGAUUGGCGACGACUUCUGUGGUCUCGUGCUGAACCAGCCGUUGGGCAGCCUGCGGGUGAUCGAGGGCACGCCCCUCUUCGACGACCGCACCGACGGCAUGGCCGCCGUGGCCGCCUACACGUACGGGGAGCAUUCCGUGGUGUUCGUGGGCACGCGCAGCGGGCACCUCAAAAAGAUCCGAGUGGAUGGCAUUCCUCCAGCUCCGCGCAGUGCCCUGCUGUAUGAGACAGUGACCGUAGCUGAAGGCCAUCCCAUUCAGCGGGAUAUGGUGUUCAGCCCGGAUUAUCAAUACAUCUACCUACUGAGCGACAAACAGGUGAGCAGAGUUGCCGUGGAGAGCUGCAGUCAGUACAGCACCUGCAAGGAGUGUCUGGGCUCUGGUGACCCCCACUGCGGCUGGUGUGUCCUCUACAACAAGUGCUCCCGUCAGGAGGCCUGUGAGAAGUGGGCGGAGCCGCAGCACUUUGCCACGGAGCUGAAGCAGUGUACGGAAGUCAGCGUGAUGCCCAACAACAUGUCCGUCACCUCCCCUGCCACUCAGGUGAGUGUGCGGGUGGUGAACGUGCCCAGUCUGUCGGCCGGGGUCACCUGCGUGUUUGAGGACCUGUCGGAGAGUCAGGGAGAGGUGCUCUCCAAGGGCCAGGUGCUCUGCAUGUCGCCCUCCCUGCGGGACCUGCCGGCGCUCACCCAAGGCUACGGUGACAAGCGCGUGGUCAAGCUGUCACUCAAGUCCAAGGAGAGCGGCCACACAUUCAUCGCCACCGAAUUUGUCUUCUACAACUGCAGCGUGCUCCAGUCGUGUUCCUCCUGCGUCAGCAGCCCCUUCCCCUGCAACUGGUGCAAGUACCGGCACAUCUGCACCAACAACCUGGCCGAGUGCUCUUUCCAGGAAGGGCGAGUCAGCAGCGUGGAGGGCUGUCCACAGAUCCUCCCCACCAGUGACAUCCUGGUGCCCGCUGGUAUAAUCCGGCCGAUCACGCUGCGGGCACGCAACCUCCCGCAGCCGCAGUCGGGGCAGAAGAACUACGAGUGCGUGUUCAACAUCCAGGGCAAGGUGCAGCGCAUCCCCGCCGUCCGCUUCAACAGCUCCUGCAUCCAGUGCCAGAACACGUCGUACUGGUAUGAGGGGAAUGAGAUGGGUGACCUGCCCGUGGACUUCUCCAUCGUGUGGGACGGAGACUUCCCCAUCGACAAGCCGGCCUCCAUGAAAGCACUCCUGUAUAAGUGUGAGGCUCAGAGGGACAGCUGUGGACUGUGUCUGAAGGCGGACGGGCGCUUUGAGUGCGGCUGGUGUCUGGCUGACAAGCGCUGCCUGCUCAAGCAGCACUGCCAGAACUCGGAGCACAACUGGAUGCACCAGCUCCGCCGCAACGUGCGCUGCAGCCACCCACGCAUCAGCAAGAUCCGUCCACUCACCGGCCCUAAGGAGGGGGGCACGCGGGUCACCAUCGAGGGGGAGAACCUGGGCCUGCAGGUGCGGGAGAUCGUCGGCGUGCGCGUGGCGGGGGUCCGCUGUGACCCCGUCCCCUCGGAGUACAUCAGCGCAGAGAGGAUUGUGUGUGACAUGGAGGAGUCACUGCUGGCCAGUUCCCCUGGCGGUCCAGUGGAGUUGUGUAUCGGAGAUUGCAGCGCCGAGUACCGCACCCAGUCUCAGCAGACCUACACCUUUGUGACCCCCAGCUUCAACAGGGUGCGGCCCGAGAAGGGGCCCAGCUCCGGGGGCACCCGCCUCACCAUCUCUGGGAAGCACUUGGACGCUGGCAGCACGGUGACCAUCAAGCUGGCCGACGAGGAGUGUCAGUUCGUCAAACGGACCAUGCGCGAGAUUGUGUGCAUCACCCCUCGGUCCCCUCCGUCUCCGAGUGCUGGGGGACACGCCUCAAUCAAGCUGUUCAUCGACAAGGCGGAGAUCUCGAACCCCGACGUCCGCUUCUCGUACUCCGAGGACCCCACCAUCGCCACCAUCGAGCCCAACUGGAGCAUUGUCAACGGGAGCACUUCGCUCACUGUCACUGGCACCAACCUGAACACCAUCCAGGAGCCCAAGGUCCGAGCCAGAUACGGGGGAGCGGAGACCAGCAACGUCUGCACAGUGGUCAACGACUCCGUGAUGACCUGCCUGGCCCCGGGCAUCAUCUACACCAAGCGCCAGACGCCGGAGACCGGCGUGCACCCGGACGAGUUCGGCUUCAUCCUGGACCACGUCAGCGCGCUCCUCGUCCUCAACGGCACGCCCUUCACCUACUACCCCAACCCCUCGUUCGAGACGCUGGGGACUUCUGGGAUACUGGAGGUUAAACCCGGCUCCCCCAUUAUCUUAAAGGGGAAGAACCUGAUCCCUCCAGCCCCUGGAAAUGCCCGCCUGAAUUACAGCGUGAUGAUUGGAGAAACACCCUGUCUGUUAACAGUCUCCGAGUCGCAGCUGCUCUGUGAUUCGCCAGACCUGACCGGAGAGCAGCGAGUUACGAUCCUGGUGGGCGGCAUGGAGUACUCGCCGGGCACGCUGCACAUCUACUCGGACAGCACGCUCACGCUGCCCGCCAUCAUCGGCAUCGGCGCGGGCGGCGGCGUCCUGCUGGUGGCCAUCAUCGCCGUGCUCAUCGCCUACAAGCGCAAGACCCGCGAUGCCGACCGCACGCUCAAGCGCCUGCAGAUGCAGAUGGACAACCUGGAGUCCCGCGUGGCCCUGGAGUGCAAGGAAGCAUUCGCCGAGCUGCAGACGGACAUCCAGGAGCUGACCAAUGACAUGGACGGCGUCAAGAUCCCCUUCCUGGAGUACCGCACCUACACCAUGCGGGUCAUGUUCCCCGGCAUCGAGGAGCACCCGGUUCUGAAGGAGCUGGAUUCUCCUGCCAACGUGGAGAAGGCCCUGCGCCUGUUCAGCCAGCUGCUGCACAACAAGAUGUUCCUGCUGACGUUCAUCCACACGCUGGAGGCGCAGCGCUCCUUCUCCAUGCGCGACCGCGGCAACGUGGCCUCCCUCCUGAUGGCGGCGCUGCAGGGCCGCAUGGAGUACGCCACCGUGGUGCUCAAGCAGCUGCUGGCCGACCUCAUCGAGAAGAACCUGGAGAACCGCAACCACCCCAAGCUGCUGCUCCGCAGAACGGAGUCUGUGGCGGAAAAGAUGCUCACCAACUGGUUCACCUUCCUCCUGCACCGCUUCCUCAAGGAGUGUGCUGGGGAGCCUCUCUUCAUGCUGUACUGUGCCAUAAAGCAGCAGAUGGAGAAGGGCCCCAUAGACGCCAUCACCGGCGAGGCGCGCUACUCCCUCAGCGAGGACAAGCUCAUCCGCCAGCAGAUCGACUACAAACAGCUGACACUAAUGUGCAUCCCUCCCGAGGGUGAGGUGGGCACGGAGAUCCCAGUGAAGGUGAUUAACUGUGACACCAUAACCCAAGUGAAGGACAAGCUCCUGGACGCCGCCUACAAGGGCAUCCCUUACUCUCAGCGACCCCAGGCAGACGACAUGGAUCUAGAGUGGAGACAAGGGCGACUGACCCGGAUCAUUCUGCAGGACGAGGACGUGACCACCAAGAUCGAGAGCGACUGGAAGAGACUGAAUACUCUGGCACACUACCAGGUGACUGACGGGUCGCUGGUAGCUCUGGUUCAGAAGCAGGUGUCUGCGUACAACAUCGCCAACUCCUUCACCUUCACCCGCUCCCUCAGCAGAUACGAGAGCCUGCUGCGGACGUCCAGCAGCCCCGACAGCCUGCGCUCGCGGGCGCCCAUGAUCACCCCCGACCAGGAGACGGGCACCAAGCUGUGGCACCUGGUCAAGAACCACGAGCACGCCGACCAGCGCGAGGGAGACCGCGGCAGCAAGAUGGUCUCGGAGAUUUACCUCACCAGACUUCUGGCUACUAAGGGCACGCUGCAGAAGUUUGUGGACGACCUGUUCGAGACGGUCUUCAGCACAGCACACCGGGGCAGCGCGCUGCCGCUGGCCAUCAAGUACAUGUUCGACUUCCUGGACGAACAGGCUGACCGCAGGCAGAUCAGCGACCCUGAUGUGCGCCACACCUGGAAAAGCAACUGUCUGCCGCUGCGUUUCUGGGUGAACGUGAUCAAGAACCCGCAGUUUGUCUUUGACAUCCACAAGAACAGCAUCACAGACGCGUGCCUGUCGGUGGUGGCGCAGACCUUCAUGGACUCCUGCUCCACCUCGGAGCACCGGCUGGGCAAGGACUCGCCCUCCAACAAGCUGCUCUACGCUAAAGACAUCCCCAACUACAAGAGCUGGGUGGAGAGAUAUUACAGAGAUAUCGGCAAGAUGCCCAGCAUCAGCGAUCAGGACAUGGACGCUUAUCUGGUGGAGCAGUCUCGUCUCCAUGGUAGCGAGUUCAACACUCUCAGUGCCCUCAACGAACUCUACUUCUACAUCAACAAGUACAAGGAGGAGAUCUUGACAGCGCUAGACAGGGAUGGUUACUGCCGCAAACACAAGCUGCGGCACAAACUGGAACAAGCCAUUAACCUGAUGUCCGGCAGCAGCUGAGGGCCGCCACAGAUGGAUCCUGG
Molecule: messenger RNA, 5735 nt
Organism: Sardina pilchardus (European sardine)
Lineage: Eukaryota; Metazoa; Chordata; Actinopteri; Clupeiformes; Clupeidae
Gene: plxna3
Product: plexin A3
Exons: 31
Coding region: 1-5712 (1903 amino acids)
Biological process (GO): semaphorin-plexin signaling pathway involved in axon guidance; negative regulation of cell adhesion; regulation of cell shape
Cellular component (GO): semaphorin receptor complex; plasma membrane
Molecular function (GO): protein binding; semaphorin receptor activity
Source: RefSeq, a predicted model, not a curated record